Molecule: messenger RNA, 396 nt
Organism: Emericellopsis cladophorae
Lineage: Eukaryota; Fungi; Ascomycota; Sordariomycetes; Hypocreales; Bionectriaceae
Exons: 1
Coding region: 1-396 (131 amino acids)
Biological process (GO): negative regulation of apoptotic process; protein stabilization
Source: RefSeq, a predicted model, not a curated record
AUGACCGAAGCUCAGCCCCCCAACGUCGUCGAGGGCGCCACAACAGGCGACUUUGAAGACGAGCAGUCCCAGAAGCCCUCCUCCGCCGAAGACCGCAAGGCCGCUUCGGCCCUCGCCUCGCUCGACGCCGCCGCUCCCAACGAUACGGACAAAGCCGCGCAGAACAUCGACCAGGCCGCUGUCAACAAGGCCAUGGGCGGUGCCGGCGGUGGUGCCGGCGGCGGCGCCUCCCACGAGACCGCGGCCGCCGCCCCAAAGAAGAGCGUCAAGGUCGACGCCGCCGACGUCUCGCUGCUCGUCGACCAGCUCCUUCUCGCCAAGCCCAAGGCUACAGAGCUCCUCAAGGCCCACGACGGGGAUGCCGUAAAGGCCAUGAGGGCCUAUGUCGCAGCGUAG